This is a messenger RNA of Cylicostephanus goldi, 332 nucleotides long. NCBI's taxonomy places the organism in Eukaryota, Metazoa, Nematoda, Chromadorea, Rhabditida, Strongylidae. The record is from the annotation of a GenBank genome assembly.
AUGUUCAUCUGUGCACUCUGUCCAUUGCCGCUAGAACUUGGUGAAUGGGGUCGAGGCAAAUUUACAUCGAAGUCAUUACAUACAUUCAAUGUUUUCGUCUCCAUUGCUAUGUUCUUUCGGUUAUAUUGGCUAUGUAGAGUAAUGCUGCUUCACUCAAGGUUAUUCACGGAUGCUAGUAGCAGAAGUAUAGCUGGCUUAAAUCGAGUAAAUUUUAACGCUCGUUUCAUUUUGAAGACGCUUAUGACGCUUUGCCCAGGCAAAAUGCUCAUGCUAUUUACGGCGUUUCUAUGGAUCGUAUCCGGCUGGAUUUUACGCUUAUGUGAAAGGUAAGG